Molecule: messenger RNA, 1134 nt
Organism: Phytophthora sojae
Lineage: Eukaryota; Oomycota; Peronosporomycetes; Peronosporales; Peronosporaceae
Exons: 1
Coding region: 1-1134 (377 amino acids)
Source: RefSeq, a predicted model, not a curated record
AUGCAGAACUUCUCCAUGGAGGCACAGUUCCGGCCAGUUGUGAACCCAGACCGCAAGCUGAAGCAGCUCCCGACGGGCAAGGACACUCCGUUUGAAGAGGUCCAGCAGUUUGUGGAUCAUUUGCACUCGUCGGUGCCCCACGGGAAAGACAAGAAGAACUCCAAGAAAGAGAAGAAGAGCAGCUCAAGUCUCAGUAGUAGUGGUGAUGCAAAAGAUGACAGUGCUGCACGAACUCUGCGAAUCGAAAAGGGCCGGAAGGUCGAGAUGCACUUGGAUGUGAUUGCAGGUGACACCAUUCGAUGGGAAUUCAUAUCACGGAGUAGCGACUUUUGCUUUGUGGCGACGUACUUCCACGAAGUCCAGCAGCAGCCAGUGUGCCGUACCGACGGCGUCAAGAACAUGGCGAUUGCUGGCGCUUUUGAGAUCGAGUUCAACGGCAGCUUUGUGCUGAUGUGGCAGAACACACAGAAAGGUUUUACAAUCGACAGGAACGGGAUCAAGAUCACGUACGAUGUCGUGCACACUCGCGCUGCUGUUGACGAACCUCCUGUAAAUGCGACUUUUGCUGCAGCUGGACACGGUGGAACUCCACAAGUAACUUUACCCGAGACACAAGAAGGUUGUGAUGAGCCAGAGACUAUUGCUGGUCCGAACGGCGCUGUCAGGCUCACGGAUGACCAGAAGUGUGAAGUGUUUCGUCAGCCGGACCAUAUUCGGAACCCAAUCACUACAACAACAGCAUUUGUUGACUACUUCAAACUCACAGACGUGUCCAACAAACCUGAGAAGUCUGCCACCUCCACUGAGAAGAAAAAGUCGUCGUUCUUCAAGAUGUUCGAUGAUAAAAAGCACCAGCAAGCAUCGACGGCGUCGACGUCAAGGAGGAGUGGAAGCAUUACGACCAAUGGAGUGAAAAACACUUUCCGCAGUCUGACACUGUUGCCCACAACACGGCGAGUGCGGAAGGACUUCGAGGCCAAAGUGGUCAUGACCGAAAACUUCCCGUUCCAGCUUCGCGACUUCCUGCCAGUCAUCCAGUUCAUCUCCACUACGGGCGACCACGUCAAGAACCUCGAAGAGUUUUUCCAGAUGGUACGUAUCGUGGGCGAUCCUUCGCUUGUGUUGUGUAUGUAA